GCUGCCACGUCUGCUCCGCUCCGUGGUAAUGGAGGUAGGGGAUGAGUGCUGACCUGGCCGAGCUCUGGCUCUAGUUUUAGCUCUGGCUCUGGCACUGACUCGGGUCUGGCACCCCAAAGCCUGGAUACCUUUUCUCGACUCUCUGGGCGGGGACGACCUGCGUACAGGCAGCUGGUUUGGAGUGCUUCAGCGCGGGGAGGGAGUUCUGUUGCCUGGGGUCCAGUCUGUAAAGCCGCCGCCGCCUCCCAGGGAUCCUGCCCCACCGGCCGGGCCUCUUCCAUGCAGUUGAAACCGGUUGACAGCCAUUAACCUGGGUUGCAACUACAGGCGGCACUGGAAACAGACUGGUUCCCGGACAUGCCCGGUGGAAGGAGGGGCCCCAGUCGGCAGCAGCUAAGCCGUUCAGCUUUACCUUCUUUACAGACGUUGGUUGGUGGGAGCUGUGGCAAUGGAACAGGCUUGAGAAACAGGAAUGGUAGUGCUGUUGGCCUUCCAGUCCCACCUAUCACAGCCUUAAUUACCCCGGGUCCUGUUCGUCAUUGCCAAAUUCCUGACUUGCCUGUGGAUGGGAGCCUGCUCUUUGAAUUUCUUUUUUUCAUCUACCUAUUGGUUGCUCUGUUCAUCCAGUACAUCAACAUCUAUAAAACGGUGUGGUGGUAUCCUUACAAUCAUCCUGCUUCUUGUACUUCACUGAAUUUUCAUCUCAUUGAUUAUCACCUGGCAGCAUUCAUCACAGUGAUGCUUGCAAGGAGGCUUGUAUGGGCCCUCAUCUCAGAGGCUACUAAGGCAGGUGCAGCAUCAAUGAUUCACUACAUGGUUCUGAUAUCAGCUCGCUUGGUACUACUCACUUUGUGUGGAUGGGUACUUUGUUGGACCCUCGUCAAUCUCUUUCGAAGCCAUUCAGUCCUCAAUCUCCUUUUCCUUGGCUACCCGUUUGGUGUUUAUGUUCCCCUCUGCUGUUUUCAUCAAGAUAGCAGAGCUCAUCUUCUUCUCACAGACUAUAACUAUGUGGUUCAGCACCAGGUGGUAGAGGAAAGUGCCUCAACUGUGGGUGGCUUGGCCAAAUCCAAAGACUUUCUCUCCUUAUUGCUGGAGUCUCUAAAAGAACAAUUUAAUAAUGCCACGCCCAUCCCCACUCACAGCUGCCCGUUAUCUCCAGACCUCAUUCGCAACGAAGUAGAAUGUCUAAAAGCAGAUUUCAACCACAGAAUCAAAGAAGUUCUCUUCAACUCCCUCUUCAGUGCCUACUAUGUUGCAUUUCUCCCCCUGUGUUUUGUGAAGAGUACCCAGUACUAUGACAUGCGCUGGUCAUGCGAGCACCUCAUUAUGGUGUGGAUCAAUGCUUUUGUCAUGCUCACCACACAGCUGCUGCCAUCCAAAUACUGUGAUUUGCUACAUAAAUCAGCUGCUCACCUGGGCAAGUGGCAGAAGCUUGAACAUGGGUCCUACAGCAAUGCUCCACAGCACAUAUUAGCACAGGCCUUCAAGCCCAGGAACUGAAAGAGAUUGGGCCAGGCUGAAAAGAAACCCGACUGUGGGCAAAGGACAGAUUUCAAUAAAAAUUGAAAAUACAAUCCACAGUACUAGUACUGUACAUCUUCAGGCUACUGAUGGCACAUGGCCAUGAGGUGUAUCAUCACUUUAAUGCUGGUAAGUGUGAGCAAGGCCGGUGGAACAUUUUCUGAACUGGGAAAGCUUCAGGGUGCUAGAAUUUUUUUUUUUAACAUAUCUAAACUGCUGUCCCAGUUCUUACCCUAGGAAACUAACCUUUCCAAAAUGAGGAAGAGAUGAAUUAACUUAGAUUUUUUUUAAAAGCUUAACCUGAAGAUCCCCACCCCACCCCAACUCCAUUACGUUGAUGCUGGAAAGAGUGAAGCUGCUUCUUCCUUAACUUCUUUUCCCUAGAGAAACCUCUGUAAAAAUAAACCAAGAAAGCGGUAAAAAGAAAACUCUGUGUAUAUGUCGUGUUUCUCUGUAUUCUGCUGUAUACCUUCUCACAUUUGUGAGGUAUUUGAAUUAUAUGCUAAGCAAACUGAUUUUCUGUCGCUUUGGGGAAUAUAAUUCUGCUAGUUUGACAGUGUGUUAAUUUCUCCAUUACUCUUACGGCCAUUAGCUUUCUCUUCUUGUUUAUUCCCUCUUGCAUUUCUGCCGGUGGACUCUGCUUACUUGGGAUGACGAUGACAGUCCACCUGCUUAUACUCUGUUUUCUGGCUCAUUAGGUGCCUUACUUACGCAUUUAUAUCUGCUCAUUCUUCUAAGUCUCUUAAGUCUUCAACACUAAGUUAACUGUAUCACUCUGUACUAUAUAGCAAUAAAGUUAUAAUAACGAAUCCUUUCUAACUAUUUCCAGUUUGACCAUGGAAUUACUAUAUUUUCAGAAUUCAGACAGAUGAAGCCUUGAAUACUUAAUCCCUUCCAUAGAAAUAUAGCUGGCCUUGCCAGACACUAUCUUGUCUGUAAUUGCCAAUAUGCUAACAUUGCAUUUCUUUUUCCCUUAGUUGGUCAGAAAAUACAAUAUGGCCUCAAGGGGUGCUGGUGCGGCACAGCAGAUGUUUAUAUAGAGCCAUGGGGCCUUACAACGUGGCAGUGC
Lemur catta (Ring-tailed lemur) is the source of this 2590-nucleotide messenger RNA. It is a transcript of the gene TMEM39A, whose product is annotated as transmembrane protein 39A. The record is from RefSeq and is a predicted model, not a curated record. Gene Ontology annotation, cellular component: endoplasmic reticulum membrane. Gene Ontology annotation, biological process: negative regulation of autophagosome assembly; negative regulation of autophagosome maturation. The transcript is spliced from 8 exons. NCBI's taxonomy places the organism in Eukaryota, Metazoa, Chordata, Mammalia, Primates, Lemuridae. The coding region runs from base 358 to 1500 and encodes 380 amino acids.